AUGUGUGAAAUUGCCAGAGCUGAAUCAAGCAAAUUAGUUGGAGACAAUAAACGAGCUAGGAUGAGAGUUUCGGCAGGCCAGCCCCAGUCUGCCAUAUCGUCGCCGCCUUCCGCAACAAGCAUCCGUUUCACGCCAACAUUCUGGCCACCGGAGCUUCACCGUGACGCCACCUCCGCCUGUACCUACAUAACAUCUGCCAUCUGUCUGCAACCAGUCAUCGUCGCCGCGUUAGAACUGACAAGAACUAAGUCGUGCCAGACAGCCACAUCACGUUCCAACCGGACGCCGGAGGCGAGACACACCGGCGGCAAGACAACCCACCCGCCGGCCGCUUCAGCUCUCGCCCGUCGCCACUAA
Striga asiatica is the source of this 357-nucleotide messenger RNA. The record is from the annotation of a GenBank genome assembly. Lineage: Eukaryota; Viridiplantae; Streptophyta; Magnoliopsida; Lamiales; Orobanchaceae.